Messenger RNA from Brassica rapa (field mustard), 2792 nucleotides. RefSeq names its product homeobox-leucine zipper protein ATHB-53. Gene Ontology annotation, biological process: positive regulation of DNA-templated transcription. Gene Ontology annotation, molecular function: sequence-specific DNA binding; DNA-binding transcription factor activity, RNA polymerase II-specific. Lineage: Eukaryota; Viridiplantae; Streptophyta; Magnoliopsida; Brassicales; Brassicaceae. Gene Ontology annotation, cellular component: nucleus. The record is from RefSeq and is a predicted model, not a curated record.
AUCAUUGUCGGUUUCAUGUUCUAAUUGGUGGAAGAAAAAUCAAACUUAAAUUCCCCGAAAUUUCUGAUAAAAAAGUAUAUUCGUAAUAUUAAAAUGACAGUGUUAUAACGAUAUUGAGAGUUGAGACAGUCUUUAUAUUGGUAACUAGCAUGUUUAAUCUCCUAAAUUUACAUUAUUCAAGUCAUUGCUAGAAAAAAUACAGAGUUACGUGAAAUAUUUUGAUACAUUGAUCCCUAAUUAUUGUUGUCUCUUUCUUUUUGAACCUGCAACGAAAGUGUACAGUACAUAAGUUGAGUUUUAUUCUCGUCCCCAUUUGAAGACCAUGUGAAACUUACGUGCAGAGCCGUCACUCAAUGUCGGAAUACAUUUUUAUUUUCUUCCUAUGUGAACUAUUAAUUUUUUUUUCUAAUUAUAUCCGUUCCUAUGAUUCUUGUUCGUUUCCUAGUCCUUACCGCAUUGCACACCUAAAAGAAGCACAAUGUAUAUAUAACAUUUUAUUCUAAUUUUACCAAGUGUCCAUAUACUAGUAUUUAUUUUUCUUUUUUAACAACAUAUACUAUUUAAAGCCUUCAAUCAUGUCAUAUAUAUAUAUAUAUAUGUAUAUUAUAUUUCUCCAACAUAUCAUGUCUAGUUUACCUCUCGUUACAUGUUACAUGGUUCCUCAGAUUUGUUUUUUCGUGAAACAUAUUCAUGGAUUUCUAUCUUUUAAGGUAACAUGAUUCUUUGAUUCAUUUCAUUCUCAUGUAUACAUAUUACCUGUGUUUUUUUUUUUUGCAUACAUUAUAGUUUAUGACUAUUACUUUCUAUAUUAACAAAGCGAGUAAAAUCACAACCGAAGAAAGAAAUUCCGUUAUCCUGAUAAAAUAAAGAGUUCUUAUUGAUUCGCAUAUGUUCAACGUAAAGCAGGUUAUGUUCAGUUGAUCGCAGAGGGGAAUAAAUAACACUAUUGGUGAAGAAAAAUAGAGAACGAUGCUUCAAAAAAUUAAAAAUAAAUCAAAGAGAAUUCAGGAAGAUUCGUGGUUAUAGUCACCAUACUAGUACAAUAAUAAAUCUAUAGGGAAAACGGAAAAAAGGAGGAGCACGUUGCUUUUCAAAUGGAAAUGAGUGGUCUCGAGCUCCGAAAACAAAGAAAAGAACCCUAUAAAAUUGACUAAUUAACAGUAUAAACUAAUAUAACCAAGGACAUAGACAGUUCGCAUAUGCAAUUUGUAGACAAAACAAAUUAAAUUAAACAAAACAUUAAUGUCCAAUAGUUAUCCACAUAUGAUAGGAUCACUUGUUUACCUACUCCUGAAUUUAGUCUGCUUCGGGAUCCACACCACGUCUCUUGUCCACAAUAGUCAGACACCUCAUUCAUAUGUUUUACUACUUUCGUUGAAACACAUAUUAUGAAGGAAUGCGUCAAUCCUUUUCCCCGGCCAUCUUGCUUGAAGCUCUUAUUUUCUUUUUUGUAAUAUACAUUUUCCUACUAAAAGCAAAGUGAUAAUAUGUAUAUAAAGACACUUUUGGAAGUAUUUCGACAGACAUAUGUAUAUGUUUGAUAAGUUAUUUUACCAAUUGAAUAAACUACAAUAACCAGCUUUUCAAUUUAGUAUAUUGAACUAAGAAUAUCCAUAUAACUGAACAUGUAUAAUGUAUUGUCCUCUAAGACCCCUAGCCCCUGCAUAUAUAUAUCUGAAUGUGUAUAUCAUAGUCAAACAACCAUUUUAAAUUCAAUAUAUUGUCCUAGCAAAAUAAAAUAUCAGAUGGCAUAAGUGUAAAAAGAGAACCCAAGAAUAAGGUCACAAUCUUCCAGCUUAUAAAAACCAUCUCAUAGGACUCAACCUCAUCAAAGUCAUAACACUCUCCUUCAAACAUAGUCAGAGAAAACACAGCAACUAUUGUCUGUAAAAAAACAGAGAGAGAGAGAAAAUAGUAGAGAGAGCGAGAAUGGAUCAAAUGGUGUUGGGCUCUCAAGUGUACCCCUACACAACACAAACCCAUAGCCAGUGCAUCAUCGUUAACCAGAUCGAUGGAGCACCGUCAGGCGACGGAUCAAAGCCGGUGAAGCGGAGGAGGAAGAGGAGAAGCAAAGGGUCGUCAGCCACCAACGAAGAUGACGUGGCGACGAUUGGAGCGAUGUUGAGGAAGAGGAAGUUGACCGAUGAGCAGAUGAAUAUGCUGGAAUAUAGCUUCGAGAACGAGCACAAGCUUGAGUCAGGGAGGAAAGAGAAGAUCGCCAGAGAGUUAGGUCUUGAUCCCAGACAGGUGGCUGUUUGGUUCCAGAACCGCCGUGCACGGUGGAAGAACAAGAAACUCGAGGAAGAGUACGCCAAACUCAAGAGCCAACACGACACCGUCCUCCUCGGCCAAUCUCACCUCGAGUCUCAGGUACUAAUACUGACAGAACAGCUGACCGAAGCUCAAAACGAAAUUCAAAAACUUUCGGAACGACUUGUCCAAGAGACGUCAACAAACAGUUCAAGUUCAUCUCUUUCUGUUGAAGCCAACUACGCACCUAUUGAGUUCGAGUUUGCCCCGGUGGAUACAAACUACAACAUCCCAUUUUACAUGAUGGACAAUAAUUAUCUACAAAACAUGGAGUAUUGGGAUGGCUUGUAUGUGUAAUUUCAAAACUAAAUGUUAGGAGUCUAUGUAUGAAAAGCAUGUUCUUAUAAUUUGAUGUAGAAAUAGAUGUCGGCCAAGUUGUUGUAAAUGUAGUGUUAUUUAAGUAUUUACUACUGUAUAAGUUUCGUUUUCACUCUUCACCCCUUUUCCUCUAGUUUCAUAAAUAUAAAUCUGAUAUAAAGUAA